Molecule: messenger RNA, 1335 nt
Organism: Fonsecaea erecta
Lineage: Eukaryota; Fungi; Ascomycota; Eurotiomycetes; Chaetothyriales; Herpotrichiellaceae
Exons: 1
Coding region: 1-1335 (444 amino acids)
Molecular function (GO): monooxygenase activity; FAD binding
Source: RefSeq, a predicted model, not a curated record
AUGGACAUCUCAUCAUCCCAGGCGGCGUCUCGCUCUCCAGUAGCCGUUAUCGGCGCCGGACUGACAGGUCUUUCAGUCACCUUGUCCCUGCUACAACACCACCUCUACGAUCCCCCAAACAUCACCAUCUAUGACCUCCGCCACCCCGACACUCCCGACCCGGCCAAUGCGUCCGGCGUGGUCCUCACACCCAACGGUCUGCGCGUGCUCGACUCGUUGGGUGUGCUGCCGCGGAUCUCGUCCCGUUGCUGGCUCUCCGAGUAUCGCACGUACAAGAACGAGCGUGACGAGACGACCCGGAAAACGCUGAUCACGAACGAGGCCCUCUACGGGUACAAGAAUCACCGGUUGUGGAGGCGGAUCCUGGUCGAGACGAUGCUGGGCAUGGUGAAGGAGCGAGGCGUCAGGGUUUGUUGGGGGACGAGGUUUGAAGGCGUUGUGAACGAGGUGGAGGACGGGGUUACGUUCAGAGUUGAUGGGCGGGUUGAGUCGGUUGGGAUGCUGAUCGGGGCCGAUGGGAUUCAUUCUUCGGUGAGGAGGUAUGUCACUCCAGACGACCCAGGGCCCGAGUACACGGGUAUUGCAGGUGUCUUGAGUCAUAUUCCCUGGAACUCUGUUGACUGGCCGUACGAACACUACGAGCGCGCAUGCACCAUCCAGGGGAAGCCCGGAGCGUUGGUUCUAAUGCCUGAAGAUCGGGAGGGAAGCGUAGUCAUGGUGGCAUUGCAGAUUAGAAUGGAAGACCGCAGUCGCGAGCAGUGGGAAGCGCUGGCCCAGGACAAGGAGUACUUGCGUGAUUUCUAUGCAAACACCCGAGACAAAUGGGAGAGCCCAACCGCAAGAGCGAUCAUCGACGCCGUCUGUCAGCAUGUCGACACAACCUUCUUGUGGCCCUUUAUGCGAAUGGCACCGCUGAAGAAGUGGUUUUCAAAGAAGGCGGGCAGAGUCAUCAUCAUGGGCGACGCCAGCCACGCAUUGCCUCCGAGCAGCGGCCAGGGCGUGAACCAAGCCCUGGAGGAUGUGUAUGCUCUGACUAGGCUGCUUCUCCUGCUUCAGUCACAGCCAAACCUGGGGCUCAAGAACGCGUUGUCGUUCUGGCAAUCCCUGCGACAGGCACGUGUGGAUGCGGUCUUCGACUGGGCCACGAACAAGACCAACGUCCAGCGUUUGCCUCUGGCGGACAGAGAGAGGCUUGUCCGCGACGGCAAAGUCGUAGAUGCCAGCAAUGUUGACAACUUUGACGACAUGCGGUGGCUGUAUGCGCCGGACACUGACAAAGUCAUCGACGACUGGGUGGCGCAAGCAACAGGGGUAAAUGGCUGGACGUUAGACUAA